This is a messenger RNA of Ctenocephalides felis (cat flea), 2385 nucleotides long. Its product is annotated as glycine--tRNA ligase-like. Bases 161 to 2356 code for a protein of 731 amino acids. Gene Ontology annotation, molecular function: ATP binding; glycine-tRNA ligase activity. Gene Ontology annotation, biological process: mitochondrial glycyl-tRNA aminoacylation. Lineage: Eukaryota; Metazoa; Arthropoda; Insecta; Siphonaptera; Pulicidae. The record is from RefSeq and is a predicted model, not a curated record. Gene Ontology annotation, cellular component: cytoplasm; mitochondrion. The transcript is spliced from 16 exons.
AUUAUCUUCCUCAUCGCGUUGCACAAUUUUACUUUCAAAUUGCAUAUGUGUUUGUUGCAAAAGAAAGGCUUUGUGUAAUGAAAAUAAUUGUGUACAAGUGCAUCUAACAGCUGUUACUAACAUAAUUCACAUUUAAGAUUUCUUUCCCCCAAGCCUUUUGAUGGUAAUUCUUUCAAGACUAACUCGGAUACUAUCAUUUGCAACAAAUAGAAUAAAACAAACACCAACAGGUUUACUAUAUUUUUCUACUCAAGCCAAACCACAGUGGGGCUCCAAAAAGCAGCACAGACAAAUCAAAUUGCAACUACUACAACAAAUCAUGGAUCCUAAAGCUGAAGAAAUUUUGGCACCUUUGAGAGCCAGCGUCAAAGAACAAGGUGAUUUGGUGCGUGAGCUAAAAUCAAGUGGAGCACCUCAAAUAGAUGUGAAAAAAGCUGUAGUGGAAUUGUUAGCACGCAAGAAAGCCCUUGAAGAAAAGGAAUUGAGUCUACAACCACAAGUAGCAACAUUUGAUCGUUCUAAAAUGGAAGAUUUGUUGAAAAGAAGAUUCUUCUAUGAUCAGUCGUUUGCUAUUUAUGGAGGCAUUGCUGGCCAAUACGACUUCGGACCAAUGGGUUGCGCCCUCAAAGCCAACAUGUUGGCAGCCUGGCGCCAAUUCUUCGUCCUGGAAGAACAAAUGUUAGAGGUCGACUGUUCUGUCCUGACACCAGAAACUGUACUCAAGGCUUCCGGACACGUGGAUCGUUUUGCAGAUUUGAUGGUGAAGGAUUUGAAAACUGGCGAAUGUUUCAGAUUGGAUCAUCUGAUCAAGGCGCAUUUGGAAAAGGUUUCGAGUGAUCCUAAGGUCACCGAUGCUGUUAAGGCGGAGUGCACUGAUAUCGUAGUUAAGUUGGAUGGAAUGACCUCCAACGAAAUGGCAGCCGUUAUGAAAAAAUUCGACAUCAAAAGCCCACUUACCCAAAAUCCACUAUCAGAACCGAUUGAGUUCAAUUUGAUGUUUGGAACCCAAAUUGGACCCACUGGCCUGGUUAAAGGUUUUUUGAGACCAGAAACCGCUCAAGGCAUUUUUGUAAACUUCAAGCGUCUCUUGGAAUUUAAUCAAGGAAAAUUACCAUUUGCGGCAGCACAAAUAGGUAAUGCUUUCCGGAAUGAGAUAUCACCCAGAAGUGGUCUGAUCCGUGUCAGAGAAUUCACCAUGGCUGAAAUUGAACAUUUCUGUGACCCCAACGAUAAGUCUCAUCCAAAAUUCUCUGAUGUUGCAGAAGUUGAAAUGGUGUUGUAUUCGGCUUGCAAUCAGAUGGAUGGAAAGAGUGCUGAAAGAGUUAAAAUCGGGGAAGCUGUCAAAAAGGGUCUAGUUGCCAAUGAGACUUUGGGUUACUUCAUGGCCCGCAUACAACAAUUUUUGCAUAAACUUGGUAUCGAUCCAACCAGGUUAAGAUUUAGGCAACAUAUGGGAAAUGAAAUGGCACAUUAUGCAUGCGAUUGCUGGGAUGCUGAGUGUCUCACAAGUUAUGGUUGGGUGGAGUGUGUCGGUUGUGCCGAUAGAUCUGCAUACGAUCUGACACAACAUUACAAAGCCACCGGUGUUAAACUGGCUGCCGAGAAGACUUUACCACAACCUAAAAGUGUUGAGGUUGUAGAAGCCGUACCCAACAAAUCAGUAUUAGGCAAAACUUUCAAAAAAGACGCUAAAGCUAUAACAGAUCUUUUAGCUAAUUUAAGUCUGGAUGAACUCAGAACCAUGGAGAAGAAUCUCGCAAAUGGUGGACACACAGUUGCAUUACCAUCAUCAAGUGAAAUAACACUUACUAAAGACAUGGUUUCGGUUAAAAGUGAAACGAAAACUGUGCAUGUUGAGGAUAUCGUGCCUUCUGUUAUUGAACCAUCGUUUGGUAUUGGUCGAAUAAUGUACUCCCUCUUCGAGCACAAUUUCAACACCCGAGAAGGCGAUGAACAGAGAAGCUACCUGUCACUGCCAGCUUGCAUCGCCCCCUUGAAGUGCUCCGUUCUUCCUUUGAGUAGCAAUGCACAGUUUGUGCCUUACGUUAAACAAUUAUCGAGUGCCCUGACAAAAGUGGAUGUGUCUCAUAAAGUGGACGACUCUUCAGGCUCCAUCGGCAGGAGAUAUGCUAGGACUGAUGAAAUUGCAAUUCCAUACGGAAUUACAAUUGAUUUUGAUACGUUGACUACUGACAGUGUUACGUUACGGGAAAGGGAUAGCAUGGGACAAGUCAGAGUACCUUUGUCUGAAAUUGCUGAUGUCGUAAGAGAUUUAUCUCAAAGCAAAACUUCAUGGAAAGAUGUGGAACAAAAAUAUCCUAAAUUUGAAGCUCAGGAAGCCAAUAAGACUGAGUAAACACUGGCACGAUACUUUCAUAUUAUAUA